UCGUGUGCACCUGUGAAAGACAUUCAUCUGUCUCGUGAGGAGAAACAUCACAUUCCAGCGUGAGCCUUCCAGGGGAAUGCCUUCAUCUCAACACAUCACAUCACAGCAUGAUUUGUUGCAAAUGAUGGCAUGGACCACCUUGGUCAAGAUCUUUGAACACAAUGCUGUGAUGACGUGCAGCUCGCUUAAUGCACAUAGACACAAGCUGUCAGAUGAAUAAGCAGCAGUUCUACAGGCAUGGCAUCAAACGGCACAUAUGCAGGAGAGCCCUGGGACGUGAUUAUCCUCUCCCUCACACUUUCGUUUCUUGCUGUGCUGACGACGGCCAUGAACUGCUUGGUCAUUACAGCCAUCAUUGUCACACGCAAGCUGCACCAUCCCGCAAACUAUCUCAUCUGCUCACUGGCCGUGACCGACCUUUUGGUGGCCGUAUUAGUCAUGCCCUUCAGCAUUGUCUACAUUGUGAUGAACACGUGGGUCAUGGGUGAAGUCAUGUGCAACAUCUGGUUAAUCGUGGACAUAACCUGUUGCACGUGCUCCAUUCUGCACCUCGCGGCCAUCGCUGUGGACCGAUACCGCGCCAUUACGGACGCCGUGGAGUAUUCGAGAAAGAGGACAUCUCUAUGGGCCGCCAUCAUGAUCAGCGUGGUAUGGCUCCUCUCGAUAGUGGUCUCUCUGCCACCAAUGCUGUUGAGACGCCAGGAAGAAAACACGUGCAUCAUUAAGCACGACAACAUCGGCUCCGCGCUUUACUCCACGUUCGGGGCAUUUUAUAUCCCGCUAAUACUCAUUCUCAUUCUCUACUACAAGAUCUACCGAGCAGCCAAGACUCUUUACAACAGGAGAGCCAGUUGCCUCAACAAGCCGGAGAUGAACGGACACAUGCUUCCCAAGUGCAGCGACCGGGAGCCGACGAGCCCGGACACUCUGAGCCCUCCGGAGAAAUCGGUGUCUGAACCUUCCACCGAAGGCGACAGGGUGCGCAUCACUGCGAAAAGCCCAGAGUCUCGGUCUCGCAGAGAGCGGUCUGUCAGGAGACGUCGCAUCUCCAGCACGCGUGAAAGGAAGGCCGCCACCACUCUGGGACUCAUUCUGGGGGCUUUUGUCAUCUGCUGGCUGCCCUUCUUCAUCCAUGAGGUGAUUGUUACCAUCUGUGAAUCCUGCAGUCUCUCUCCUGAGAUGACCAACUUUCUGACUUGGCUGGGCUAUCUGAACUCUCUCAUCAACCCGCUGAUUUACACCAUCUUUAAUGAGGAUUUUAAAAGGGCUUUUCAGAAGUUGAUCAAGUGCAAGAAUUAUCUCUAACGCCAAUGAAGGGAUUGCGU
Messenger RNA from Sinocyclocheilus grahami, 1325 nucleotides. Its product is annotated as 5-hydroxytryptamine receptor 1F-like. Gene Ontology annotation, cellular component: plasma membrane. The transcript is spliced from 3 exons. Bases 238 to 1305 code for a protein of 355 amino acids. NCBI's taxonomy places the organism in Eukaryota, Metazoa, Chordata, Actinopteri, Cypriniformes, Cyprinidae. Gene Ontology annotation, molecular function: G protein-coupled serotonin receptor activity. Gene Ontology annotation, biological process: positive regulation of MAPK cascade; adenylate cyclase-activating adrenergic receptor signaling pathway. The record is from RefSeq and is a predicted model, not a curated record.